Molecule: messenger RNA, 1311 nt
Organism: Nomascus leucogenys (northern white-cheeked gibbon)
Lineage: Eukaryota; Metazoa; Chordata; Mammalia; Primates; Hylobatidae
Gene: GARIN6
Product: golgi associated RAB2 interactor family member 6
Cellular component (GO): nucleus
Source: RefSeq, a predicted model, not a curated record
GUGGUCUGCUGAGCUGUGGAGGGUGGUGGGGCUGAGGGUGGGGUGGAGAGGGUGGUAUCCCCGCCCUGAGGUAGGGACUACUGGGUGACAGACACAAAGGGGUGUGUGAUGGGGCAGGUCACAAUGGGUAGGGGAGGAUAAAAGUUGUCCUGUGGGGUGGUUUAGCAGCAGUGGAUGGUUCAGGUUGGGAAGAAGUGCAGUGGGAUUGCCAGUUGAGGUUGUGGAAUCAAAGAACAAAGGCUGUUGUGAAGUGGAGUAUCAGGCUCAAAUGGAGGUCCCUCCCGAAUGAGCACCGACACCUGUGUGCCUGGACAUCCACGAGGCCCCAACACCUGUGCUCCUGACAGCUCCAUGCACUAAGCAGGGCACAGUCUGGAUCCGGGGGACUGACUGUCUCUGGCAUUGAGCAGUUGGUAAUCAAUACCCCACCCUGUUCUCAGUCACUUGGGGACAAAAAAGAAAGCCUGCAGAACACGACCGCUGGCCCACCUGCCAGAGUGGCCAAGGAAACAGUAUGCCCGCUAAGGCAUGUUAAGGAAGGUGUGGAGCAGCUGCUGGGAACUGUCUUGAUAAAAGAAAGACAUGGAGGACCGGUGUAUGCUACCGUAUUAUUACACGGCCCAAAGCAGCCCCGCAAUGGGCAUGUUUAACACCUCCAUGGGGAAGCUGCAGCGGCAACUGUACAAAGGCGAGUAUACUAUAUUCAGGUACGCACCCAUGUUUGAGAGCGACCUUAUCCAGAUCAGCAAAAGAGGAGAAGUGAUUGACGUGCACAACCGUGCCUGAAUGGUAACAGUGGGCAUCGUUCGCACCAGCCCCUGCCUCACACUACCUGAUGUCAUGCUGCUGGCCCGACCAGCUGCUGUCUGUGACAAUGCCAGGUGUGGUCCUGCCACCCAGAAAAGAGAUAGUCCGCCUGCAGAGAUCUUAGAACUAACCAGGCUGCUUCCCUUGAUGUUUGUGAAAAUAACCAUCCACAACAGCAUAAAAAAACAGCUCCACCUGAAGCUUGCCACUGGCCGCUCUUUUUAUCUUCAGCUGUGUCCCCCCUCAGAUGCAAGUGAAGACCUUUUUGUUCACUGGGAAAACCUUGUUUACAUCCUGAGACCACCAGUGGAGGCUUACAGUGGUACCAAGGCUAUCCUAGCUGGGAACACAUUGGACUCAUCUGUGUUUGAGGAAGUGCAGAGGAGCCCAGUGGGAUAUGACACGAAGUUUUGUGAAGAGAAGGAGCAAUUCAGAAUCAGUAGGCUUCACAUGAAUGCUGAAAUGUUUGGGUCCGCCUAUUAUGAUUACAUAAUAGAGAUAUGA